Molecule: messenger RNA, 3925 nt
Organism: Strongylocentrotus purpuratus (purple sea urchin)
Lineage: Eukaryota; Metazoa; Echinodermata; Echinoidea; Camarodonta; Strongylocentrotidae
Product: serine-rich adhesin for platelets-like
Exons: 13
Coding region: 228-3119 (963 amino acids)
Source: RefSeq, a predicted model, not a curated record
CAAAUUUAUUUCAAUCAGCGAGUGAGAAGCGAAUGGGUGCAGAUAUAUUCACAUUUUCUCGGGCACCAGCUGGAAAGGGUGUAUUAAGAGAGGUCUGCAUCGGGGAACUUCCGGGUGGAUUGACGGUGGAGGACGGUGUGAAGUUGUUCGUCGGUUCGAUCUUUUUGGAAAGAAAUACGUGAUUAAACAUUAAUGUCUGAGUUUAUCAGUGAAUUUUCGAAUAUCUAAUGGGAAGGAUGCUGGUCGAACAGAUGGUGAUGCCCAAGUCGCGGAAGCGAAAGCGAAGCAGAGGGCGCCACCAUUCGUCCAGUUCGCAGAGCUCUUCUGAAAGGCUUGGUCUGGGCGGCCGAAGGAGGUUCAUUGCCAUAGCACGCAAUGCGCCAUCAUCGGCACAAGAAAUGGCAACUGUCCUCGCUAGUGAGUUGAGGCCGGAGCACAAGCUGCCCAAGAAAGAGAUAUGGGUUACCCCCAGGCCACAGUUCCUCAAGUUACUACGAUCAGUUGGAGCUAACGGCAACACAUUCACAGCCAAAGAAGUACUCUCUUAUCUGAUCAAAUACAUCAGCUCAAGGCAGCUAUAUGAUCCCAACGAUCCCAAGAAUGUAUUCUGCCACUCAGACCCCUUAGGUCAAGUCUUCAAUGUCCAUUCAUUCACAAUCAAAGAUGCCAAGAGGUUACUCUUUGAGAACAUGAAGGUCCUUGACAAACCCCCAGAGCUACCCACCAUUCCAAGAAUGCAAUCCAUGCCUGCAACCAUGAAAGAUUGUUACAUCACCUUCCGCAAUAACCAAGAGCACGACCAUGAAAUAGCUCCGGCACCUCCCUACCACCCCCUGCCCCACCUCUACACCCAGCCGACACCUAGAUCUGCCUUCCAAUCAGGGGUCAAGGUCAUGUCAUCAGGGGUUGACGUCGCAGACGGGAUCGGCAAGGGGGUCUUCGACCACCAGGUGAUGGAGACGAUGCUGGACACAGUAUCAGAGGGAAGGGAAGGAGGAACUGAUGAACCAGACGGUGGGAUCUCUGUGACUCCGCCCCCUAAACCACACCCCUCUUCCAGUGAAAACUGCCACGGAGGGUCCCUCUCUGAGAGUAGUCAGAGCCUUGGGCUUCUGGGGAAUACCCAAUUCCCUAGGAGGAAAAAGCAUCCGAAGAGAAGACAUCAGAAACAAGUUAUGGACAGGAAAUCUCGCUCUCGAUCUGAGUCGUCCAGCCUGACCCUAGCCUCGAAGGCAAGUCAAAGGUCAUCCUCCAAGAGGUCAUCGCAGAAGUCAUCACUAAAAAGGUCGUCAGGUCGAGGAGAUGUGGCUGAUGGACGGAGUCUGGAGGAUCGGCCGUGGUACUGCGUAUACUACGAUGCCGGAGAAGACGUGAAGUCUCAGAGCAGUGAAAUCUACAGUGUGCAGGGUAAGGAGACGGCCGUUGUGACGGAUACCUCUGAUGAUCUCUGGUUCAUGGAUGAUGAGCGCUUCUCUGUAGAGUACGAGGUGGAGGAUUCCGAGUCAGAACUAGAAAGCAAUGACGCAUUGUCAGACUCCACCACAACAGAGGCUGAGAUCUUCGUAGAGGUUGAUGACCUGGGUAGUUCUAGUGAUUCAAGGUUUGCAGAUGAGGAUACCACAGACUCUGAAAUACCUGAAGAGGAUAAAUGGAAGUGUGCUGAGUGCAGCCAAGUAAACAACCCCAUGCAUGGCUACUGUUCUUUCUGCUGGGCUAGGCGGUCUGGCUGGCUUGCCGAUGAAGACAGGAAGAAUCCUACCGAGAGGUUAGGUGACAAGCAUGUACUCAGAAGAGCCUUCUCAGCACCUGCUGGAUGUCAUCUUGACACCAUCAAUCAAGCCAGCAUCCCAGGUGUGGUUUCAUCUCCAGCAGACCAUGCACCCUGUGCAAGCGACGAAGCCGGUACAGGACAUCAAACGGCAAGACCGCACCGCUUCUACUCCCCGCCCCAAGAUUUUGCAGACGGGGGGAAGAGUGAUGGUGAAGAGGACCAGCACCAGAGCAACGUCCAGGAGGAAAGGCACGUCUUCUGUCAGAUAUCCUCACCAGGGUUGACAUCGUCCUUGAGACCUGUUCAAGGGAUCUGGAGCCAGGAUGUCAAGGUACCUACGACUUACCUUACCACAGUUCACGAGGCCUCUGAAGAAGCGAUUCCUGCAGACCUUCAUAGACACACUCCUGCAGCCUGUACUACCCUAAUGGGGGGUGCGAUCCAGGGGAACGAAGAUCAGGGUGUCGGGAGUGAUGUGUCCCAAAACACUCCAGGAGUUUCCGACACUGUGUCUCACCACUCUAGCGAUAGCUCUGGGGAUGUUGCAGGAUGUACUCCAAGGAAGAGAAGAGCGUUACUGGUCACUAGGGAAGACUCUGGAGUAUGCCUCAAGAGACAAUCCUCUGGACACUCUGGAAUGGAUGAAGCUCGACCAGUUAUCAAGGGUAUUGUUCCAGUGACCAAUUAUCUGGUCCAGGCAACACCAACUAUCACACCAACAGGCUGUGGACAUGAGAAGAUGAUUUCACAGGUACCAUGUCAAACAAGUUCCAGUGGCAGUUCAUCUUUGGCAGGGGCACCAAUGGCCACCCACAGUGUGUGUAGGACCCCAGUUAUGUCACUGCUUACUGAAAAGACACUAGUUGGUCCUCACCAAAGCACGUCUCUGUCAUCGGCCCUACACCAAAGCACGACCCUGUCAUCACCCCUACACCAAAGCACGUCUCUGUCAUUGCCCCUACACCAAAGCACGUCUCUGUCAUCACCCCUACACCAAAGCACGUCGCUGUCAUCACCCCUACACCAAAGCACGUCUCUGUCAUUGCCCCUACACCAAAGCACGUCUCUGUCAUCGCCCCUACCCCAAGCUCUUAGAACCAAGUCCAACAUCUCUCCUCUGGACGGGAUCGGUAGCGGGUCCUCCAUGGGCAGUGGGGCAGUUGCCAGCCACGCCCAAGAGCUGUGCCGGUUCUGCUGUGUGCGACCCAAGACGGCUUGCAUCAUUCAUGGACGCACUGGACACCAGGUCUGCUGCUACAAGUGCGCCAAGAAGCUAAGGCGACGAGGUAAACCCUGCCCUGUGUGUCGACGCCCCAUUCAGCACAUCGUCAAGAAUUUUUAUGCGUGACAGAGAUCAUUGUUGUAUCCUAUGUAAAGGCGUACAUGGAAAGUGCACAACUUAUUCAAUAUAUCUAGCUUUAUUAUAUGUCUUUUCAUGUGUAUUAGGAUCGACUGCUUCGUAGCAAACCAAAAACGCUUUAAAAAGCAAUCCCUUAGUUCCGUUGACUGGCGUUUAAUCAACUCCCUGUUGAUAUUGCUGAAGAAGUGACUUUUUUUAAAUGUCCACAUAACUUAUGGGUUGGUCUCUAAAAUUGCAUGAGAAAAGAAUAGUAUAGGAUUAUUUAUUCUUAUCCUAAUGGAGUAUUAAAAUCUUUAUUCUCAUUGCUUUGAGAAAUAUACAGUAUACCCAUUGAUCAAUAUUCAAAUGAAAUGUACUGCAUGUGGCAAUGAUGUGGUUUGGGCUCUGAAAUGCAGUAUACAUAUGGCAACGUAAGCAAAGCCUGCAGAAUGCAGUGGAGAUCCCAUCAAGUGGUUGGCUAGAACUGUGGUUGAUACAGAACUUGGUUUCAACUUGAACAGUGGGUUUAGAUGUUGUUUCUUUUUACAAAUAAUAAUAGUUGUGAUAAUCUGGAUAUAAAUAGUGCUUAAUACAGCAACAAUUUCUCAAACAAACAUUUUACAAUCCAACCCACAAGUCCCACAUCUUCUCUAAAAUUAAAAUAUUUGCUAAUUUUGUGAGUGGUCCAGAGUCAUGAAGAUUGCAGGUCGUGAAUAGUUGAAUUGUGGCCCUAAUGUUGCGCAGUACACACAAUCCUUCUUUCUGUGACAGUUGUUGGUUGUGCACAAGGUCUAAAUAUUUGGCUGCAUCUAUAU